AUGAUGCGACCCCGGCCGGCUGCGCGCGCGCUGCGCGCGCCGCUGCUGCGCGCGGACGAGUGGGUCGUGAUCGACUUGGGCAGCCGCGUGUGCCGCGCGGGCUUGGGUGGCGAGGCUGCGCCGCAGGCCCUCUUUGACGCGUGCGCGCUCGUGCAGCGCCCGGCCGCGGCGGACGCGCUGUGGGACCUCGACUGGCAGCGCGCCGACGCGCGCCCCGCGCGCGAGCGGCACGCGAUCCUCGUGCGCCACCUCGCGCGCAUCGUGCGGACCGUGUACCAGGAGCACCUGCUGUGCGAGGGCCAGGCCCACCCCGUGCUCGUGGCGCACAGCCCCCUCGGCCUCGAGGCGCUGCGGCACGCGUGGUGCGAGGUGCUCCUGCGCACGAUGCACGCGCCGAGCGUGUCGUUUGUCGAUACCCAUGUGCUCUGCACGCUAGCGGCUGGGCGCACGAGUGCGCUCGUCGUGGACAUCGGGCACCUCGAGGCGUGUGCGAUGCCCGUCUACGACGGGCGGCCGAUGACCUCGCUCGUGGCCACGACGCCGCGCGCCGGCCGCCGGCUGGCGCAGGGCCUCGAGGUGCUCCUGCGCGCGCAUGCGCCGCGCCGCGAUGGGGCGGCCGAGUACAGCGACGCCGUCGUGGCUAUCCAGACGCAGCUCCUCCUCGUCGGUGCGCCGUGUGCGGCCCCCGGCGCCGGCGCUGCGUGGCCCGUGGACCCUGACGCAUUUGCGCGGGCCUAUGCGGCACUACCUACGAGCACAGGCGAUGCACACUACCGAGGGAUCCAGGUGCCUGGCUGGCUGCGCGAGCGCGCCGCGGAGCUCCUCCUUGAGCCGGGCGAUGAGGACGAGCAGAGCGUCAGCGAGUGUAUCGCGCAGUGUGUGCGGUCGCUUCCGCGCGAUCUGCGGCGCGAGAUGCAAGCGUCCGUGCUGCUCGCGGGCGGCACAGCCAUGCUCCCAGGCCUUGCCGCGCGUCUCGAGGCGGAUGUGGCGCAGGCGCUCGGCGUGGCCCCCGACGCCGUGCGCGUGCUUGGCGGGCGCACGUCGUUCGUGCCGAGCCAGGUGCUCGCAUGGACGGGCGCCACGUCGCGCCUGUGA
Malassezia sympodialis ATCC 42132 is the source of this 1095-nucleotide messenger RNA. RefSeq lists its product as uncharacterized. Bases 1 to 1095 code for a protein of 364 amino acids. NCBI's taxonomy places the organism in Eukaryota, Fungi, Basidiomycota, Malasseziomycetes, Malasseziales, Malasseziaceae. The record is from RefSeq and is a predicted model, not a curated record. The transcript has 2 exons.